Molecule: messenger RNA, 5756 nt
Organism: Pelobates fuscus (common spadefoot toad)
Lineage: Eukaryota; Metazoa; Chordata; Amphibia; Anura; Pelobatidae
Product: AP-2 complex subunit alpha-1
Exons: 24
Coding region: 218-3139 (973 amino acids)
Biological process (GO): intracellular protein transport; clathrin-dependent endocytosis
Cellular component (GO): AP-2 adaptor complex; membrane coat
Molecular function (GO): clathrin-cargo adaptor activity
Source: RefSeq, a predicted model, not a curated record
UCCAAUGGGAGGUGAGAGGGGGCGGGACUAGCCCUUGCGGCGGAUUUCCUGCUGUUCCUCAGGUCCCUGGCUCCGAGCUUUCACGCCGUAUUCUCUCUCGCUCGUUCCGUCGCUCUUCGCGCGGUGUCUCCGUGCUCUCUCUCCCUCUCCGCCCCUCCCAGUGUGACUAACCCUCUCCGCCCCCGCCCAGGCUGCCGGAGCUCACUCAGAGGGCAAGAUGCCGGCGGUGUCCAAAGGUGACGGGAUGCGGGGACUGGCCGUGUUCAUCUCCGACAUCAGGAACUGUAAAAGUAAAGAAGCUGAAAUUAAAAGAAUCAAUAAGGAGCUAGCCAACAUUCGAUCAAAGUUUAAAGGGGACAAAGCUCUAGAUGGCUACAGUAAGAAGAAGUAUGUAUGCAAGCUUCUUUUCAUAUUCCUCCUGGGUCACGAUAUUGAUUUCGGUCAUAUGGAAGCUGUGAACUUGCUGAGUUCCAACAAGUACACAGAGAAGCAGAUUGGCUACCUUUUUAUAUCUGUGCUGGUGAAUUCUAACAGUGAACUGAUCCGCCUUAUUAACAAUGCCAUCAAGAAUGACCUGGCCAGCCGCAACCCUACCUUCAUGUGCCUGGCCCUCCAUUGCAUUGCUAAUGUUGGCAGCAGAGAAAUGGCAGAAGCUUUUGCUUCUGAAAUCCCCAGGAUUCUGGUGGCAGGAGACACCAUGGAUAGUGUAAAGCAGAGUGCUGCUCUGUGCCUGUUGAGACUUUAUAAGACAUCCCCAGACCUUGUGCCUAUGGGUGAAUGGACAUCACGGGUGGUCCACCUUCUUAACGAUCAGCACAUGGGAGUAGUGACAGCAGCCGUCAGCCUCAUUACUUGUCUCUGUCGAAAAAACCCUGAAGACUUCAAAACAUGCGUCUCUUUGGCAGUCUCCAGACUCAGCAGGAUUGUCUCAUCAGCUUCAACAGAUCUCCAGGAUUACACCUAUUACUUUGUCCCAGCUCCCUGGCUGUCUGUCAAACUUCUUCGUCUCCUUCAAUGUUACCCUCCACCAGAGGAUGCUGCUGUGAAGGGGCGGCUUGUAGAAUGUCUAGAGACCAUCUUGAACAAAGCACAAGAGCCACCAAAAUCAAAGAAGGUCCAACAUUCCAAUGCCAAGAAUGCUAUUCUGUUCGAGGCCAUCAGUCUCAUUAUCCACUAUGACAGUGAACCUAACCUAUUGGUGAGAGCCUGCAACCAGUUGGGCCAAUUCCUUCAGCACAGAGAGACCAACCUUCGAUACCUGGCCCUGGAAAGCAUGUGCACUCUGGCUAGUUCUGAAUUCUCUCACGAGGCUGUGAAAACACACAUUGAGACUGUAAUCAAUGCCUUAAAGACUGAAAGGGAUGUCAGCGUCAGACAGCGGGCAGCAGAUCUCCUUUACGCAAUGUGUGAUCGUACAAAUGCUAAGCAGAUUGUCUCGGAAAUGCUAAGCUACCUGGAAACUGCAGAUUAUUCCAUACGGGAGGAAAUUGUACUUAAAGUUGCCAUUUUGGCUGAAAAAUAUGCUGUUGACUACAGUUGGUAUGUAGACACUAUUCUGAACCUGAUACGCAUUGCUGGAGAUUAUGUGAGUGAAGAGGUCUGGUACCGUGUCAUCCAGAUAGUCAUCAACCGGGAUGACGUACAAGGUUAUGCUGCUAAAACAGUAUUUGAGGCUCUGCAGGCCCCAGCUUGCCACGAGAACAUGGUGAAGGUCGGAGGUUACAUAUUAGGAGAGUUUGGCAAUCUUAUAGCAGGAGAUCCCAGGUCGAGCCCAUUGGUACAGUUCAACUUGCUCCACUCCAAAUUCCACUUGUGCAGCGUCUCUACCAGAGCCCUCCUGCUCUCCACCUACAUCAAAUUUAUUAAUCUGUUUCCUGAGACCAAGCCUACUAUUCAAGAUGUUCUGCGGUCUGACAGCCAGAUCAGAAAUGCUGACGUGGAGCUACAGCAGAGGGCAGUAGAAUACCUGAAACUCAGCUCAGUCGCCAGUACUGAUGUCUUGGCUACAGUUCUGGAGGAGAUGCCUCCAUUUCCAGAGCGGGAAUCCUCUAUCUUGGCCAAGUUGAAGAAGAAAAAGGGUCCUGGUGCUGUCAGUGAGAUAGAGGAGGGGAAGAAAGAUCAGAACUCUGAAAUCAAUGGAGUUGAGCCAACAACAAGCACUGCGUCUACGCCGUCACCAUCUGCUGACCUCCUUGGAUUACGCAGCGCCCCUGUGACUGGUUCUGCGGCACCUGGCUCCAGUAAUCUGUUGGUUGAUGUAUUUGACACACCACCAGUGUCUGCAGCCCCUGGUAAUGAAGACAACUUUCUAAGUGACUCUGACCCACCCCCUGAGUGUCCUGCGUCUCUAUUGGUCGAUGCACCCGAGUCUUCAGAUUCUGGUUCUGCUGUCUCCGAGGAUCCUGCUUUGCCUAUUGCUGAGUCUGAUGAGCUCCUAAACAAGUUUGUCUGCAAGAACAACGGCGUCUUAUUUGAGAAUCAGCUUUUGCAGAUCGGGGUCAAGUCAGAAUUCCGUCAGAACCUGGGACGUAUGUAUUUGUUUUAUGGCAACAAGACAUCCGUGCAGUUCCAGAGCUUUACAUCAACAGUCUCAUAUCCAGCUGACCUACAGAGUCUGCUUAACAUCCAGACAAAGCCAGUAGAUCCAGUCGUUGAAGGCGGUGCUCAGGUUCAGCAGGUGUUGAACAUUGAGUGCUUGUCGGACUUUGACCAGGCUCCUCUCAUCAACAUAAAAUUUAGGUAUGGAGGGACACUACAAAACAUUACCCUAAAACUUCCUGUUACCAUUAACAAGUUCUUCCAAGCCACUGAGAUGCCGUCUCAGGACUUUUUCCAGCGUUGGAAACAACUUAGUCUCCCACAGCAAGAAGCACAGAAAAUCUUUAAAGCAAAUCAUCCAAUGGAUUCUGAAGUAACGAAAGCAAAGUUAUUGGGCUUCGGCACCGCCCUAUUGGAGAAUGUGGAUCCUAACCCAGACAACUACGUGGGAGCUGGAAUUGUUCAGACUAAAUCCAUCCAAGUCGGAUGUCUGUUACGUCUGGAACCCAAUAUCCAAGCUCAGAUGUACCGACUUACUCUGAGAACGAGCAAGGAGUCUGUUUCCAAGCACUUAUGCGAGCUUUUAUCAAAGCAGUUUUAAACCAACACAAAUGUGUCCUCUAAAGGCAGUAAAGCUAACAAACAAAACACUACAUGGAGAUUUUACCAUGCGUCACGCAAACGUGUGUUUGUACAAUGGCAAAGAUGGGCAUGUUGGUGCCUCGUCUAUGCAGAAUGUCUUAGUUUGUGUGUUUGUGUGUGUGUGUGUGUGUGUGUGUAUGAGCGCGCACGCAUAUGUAUGUGUCCAGUAAAGUCCAAGGGACUUUGUAUAACAAAAGAGAAGGCUAACUAUUAAUAUUCUUAUUGUAAUAAGAUGUGGUCGUUCCUCUACAUUUUGUCGUUCUUUCUGUGACUGUACGUUACCAAGCUUGAAAGGGAUGCAUGAAGCAGAGCAGCCCGCCUCAUCCUAUACUCAGGAUAAAGGGUGCCUGCUUUCAUGCCACUCAUGGCUGGUAUUUUGAUAAGGGAACACGUUAGCCUAGAUGCUGCUCAACAAUGGAGACCCUGCUUAUUGAGUAGGAAUGUAAUGAAUUCUGCAGAUGGAGAAGAAACCAAAAGCAGCGGCAAUUCUCUUUUCUUCCUUUAUCAUCCUCUUCUGAUGUAUUCUCUCUUUGUGUUUCUCUCUUACCCUUUCUCAACCAGUAAAGCAGCCAGUUUGGACUUUGUUGACUGUUGCAUGCCAUAUCAGCACAAAAAAGACGUAGAUGCACAGGGUCCCAAUGAUUAUCAUGAGGCCAAUGUGUUUGUGGAUAGGUCUGUACUGCAUUUUUAGCUAAGAUUUUUUUUCUUUUUUUUUUAACAUUUGUCCUCUUCCUUUAAAAGAAAAAAAAUGUUUCUGGAAAUUAUAACAUUUUAGCCUGUGGAUGGCAAGAGUUUUUACAUUAUACACAAACCCUUGACUCUGUGCUCACAACUUGCCUGAAAACCAGUAUACGGUAUGUAAAACAAGAAGAGAAAUAUAUGUCGCAGACUGGGGCCUCUGUCUGUCUAGUUUAUCUGUUGUCCGUGAUCUGUUGCUUUGAUAUUGCUAGGGGUUUCGCCAGGGGAUGUCGCAGAAGUAAUAGACAUAUUUAAAUUAAUUUGCUGUAUGUUGCAGCUCAUUCUCAUGUUUUGGGUCUAGCCGCCAAAAUCUCUUCCUGUAGGGAAUAUGUGUGCCUGAGCUAUGUUUUUGUUGGUUUUUGUUUAAGCAUUCCAUGACAUUUUUGUUUCGUUUUAUUUUAACAUUGGAUUUGUACUUUGUAUGAAUUAUUCUAUGUUGUUUGCUUGAGAACCUCAGUAUCAUCUCCAUUCCUUUUACUGCCUUCUCCUAGGCUUAGAGAAGGGAUUCAACCUUUGGAAAUAAAAGUAUAGGAGAAGCCUGGGCACGUGAAAAGAUUGUGCUCCUUCCCCCAUACAACUUAUAUUUUGUAGAACAGGUGAAGCCCAACUGGUUGCGUUCAGUGUUUGAAACUGCAAGGUGUUCAGGACUCAUGGGACAAUUACUCACUUGUUUUAAAAAUGACCACUACAGACAUGUUUCCAAAAUGGAAUAUCUUGUUUAUUUGAGAAGGAUGAUCUCUAUUGUCUCCUCCAAUGUGAAUGUACUGGCUCAAUCUGGACCUGCAACAUUGAAAAUGAUACAGUAUUACAUACACCUUUAAUUCUAGAUAUCAUGAUGUCCUACACUUUUUCCAUCAGCUUCAAAGCUACCUAUUGGCGGUUCCUGAUCUACCAGAGUGUAAUUCUCAUAAAUCAAGCCCAUGGGGGUCCUUUUAACUCCAAAAGAGUUUAGUUAUUUUUAUAUAUUCAUUUUUUUUUUAUUUUUUUUUAAUUCUGCGUUGCAUAUCUUGCCUAAUUUUUUAAUUUUUUCCAAAUUUCUAUGGCCCAUAAUUUACUUUCAAUUUUCUUUUGAGGGGUAGGUGACUAUACCUGCCUGUGUACAUAGGUAUAUAUAAAUAUAUAAAAUAUUAUAUAAAUGUUAUUGCAUAAUCAUGAGGUACAUAAAUACAUUUUAAAAAAAAAAAAGCAUCCCUGCCAACAGUUGGGUAAUCCUGAAGCACCAUCAAACAUUCUUGUAAGGACACAUUAACCUAAUCGGCCCAGCCAACUAGUCACUCCUCGUCCACAAUUUUCUUUAUAGGUUAACUUUUCUAAAUCAACAGGCCAUCUGCCUGCAGAUGCCAUUUCUCGCCUCUAGAUGGCAGUAGAACGUAGCCUAUAUACUUAAGUCUUUCUUUUUGAUUAACCACACUUUUACAUCGUCAUGUCUGUUAGCUCCCCUUUUAGAUUGUUAAAUAUUUUUAUCCCUGCUAGCCACGAAGAAAUACUGACGGUCAUUCACUAGUUGUGAACUGUGGUGUUGAGAUGGCUAGGCUGCAAAAUCGAAGUCGAAAUAGUGGAGUUAAAAGAAUGUGUUUCAUUUAUAUUCCUUUUGCCUAUAUUUUGCAUUUUGGGAUUUCCUUUUGCUUGGUUCUCUCUGUAUAGAAUAACCUGUUUGAUUUAUUUACCAGGAGAGAAUAUGCAUUGUGAGUUGCAAAGCAAUCAAAUUAGUGUAUUCUGUAAAGCAGGGGUUCCCAAAUCAGUCAUCAAGGCACCCCCACCAGUCCAGGAUUUAGGGAUUAUCCAAUUGUGUUUUAGGUGUUUUUUGUGUUUUUUUUUAUUUUUAGGUAAUCCCUAAA